AGGUUGUGAACAAUGGCCUGGAAAAACACAGAAAUUCCCUUUGACUCUCUCCCCGAGCUUGCAUACAUAGUUGUUGACGAUGCAAUCAGAAGCGCUGUGGAGGUUAUUGCAGGACCAGAAGAACAACCAAAGGAGGCAGUUGCAGGAGCCAAAUACGAGGUGAGAAACAUCAAGUGGCUGAUGUGCAAGGACUUCACAACAGCAAAAGGGCUGCUGCAGAUUGAGGCAUACUUGAAAACAUGGGAGCUUCAUGAGAGCUGGCUACAUUGGACAAACUAUCUAGAAGAUGAAGAACUGCAGUACAGUACUAGAUAUCAUUAUCGGGUACGCUGGAGCAUCCCAACCCGUAGGAAGCCCAUCCCCCGAGCAACUGCAAAUGUUUAUUUCAUCAUAGAAGUUUCCAAAAUCAAACCAGAUACAUUACCUGUUGAAGUAUUCUUUGUAGUAGAGACCAACAGGUUCAUACACAGGCCAGGAGAGUGCAGAUUUAAAGAAAAGUGGCUCAAAGAUGUAAUUGAAAGCAAAGUCACCCUGAUGGAAACGGUCAACUUUUAGUUCUGUUACCCACUAAGAAUUCUAUUUUUCUCUGUGUUUUGACCAAUAAAAGUUGUUUUUGUAA
Messenger RNA from Heteronotia binoei (common prickly gecko), 619 nucleotides. RefSeq names its product A-kinase anchor protein 14-like. The transcript is spliced from 5 exons. Bases 13 to 555 code for a protein of 180 amino acids. Gene Ontology annotation, molecular function: protein kinase A regulatory subunit binding. Gene Ontology annotation, cellular component: cAMP-dependent protein kinase complex. The record is from RefSeq and is a predicted model, not a curated record. NCBI's taxonomy places the organism in Eukaryota, Metazoa, Chordata, Lepidosauria, Squamata, Gekkonidae.